AUGUCGAGAGAAACAAAGAGAAGGAGGAUAAGCUAAACAGAUAUGGAUGAUGUUGGGCGAAAAAGAGGAAGAACUCGCCUCCAAAACCAAAAACGUGGUAUAGGUAGAGAAUUAAAGCGCAUGCCAAACCCUGUUCACCAUCCUUUGUCAUCUCUCUCCAAGGACCCAGGUCUCAUCUCUUACAUCCUUCCCUCACACUCAGACACUCUCUUCAGCCGCCUACAUAGCCUUCAGGAAGAAGAACUACUCCUGGACUACAUUUUUCCCCUCCAAGGCAACUCCUUCAAAGCUCACAGACUUGUGCUGGCAGCUGCCAGUCGAAGCCCCUACGCAUUUUUUGACUCGAAACAAAAACCGGGGCUUGGAUUGCAGGAAAUCGGCCAUGGCUUGACCCCGCUUGGGUUAAGGGUCGUUCUGGACUUCGCGUACACCGGGGGCGUGGCCGUGGACUUGAGUAAAGAGGGGGUAAUGGAGGAGGUGCUUGAUGCUUGCAGGUGCAUGGAGAUGGAGAGGCUGAGGCAGAGGUGCACGUCAAAGGUCGCGACCUCUGCAGCCACGGAGAGGGAGAGGAGCUUGGCGAUCAUCAAGGACAUGUGGGAGAGAGGUGUCGGUUGUGACGUCACAAUACAGGCAGAGAGUGGAGAGAGAUACUCAGCCCACCGUGUGGUGUUAGCAGCAGGUGGGGACUACUUCCGGGCACUGCUCUGCGGAGGGUUGCGGGAGUCCAGCGAGGACGUUGUGUGCCUGCGAGGCGUGGCCUCCCGGGUCAUUGAGUCCAUGCUGGGCUUCAUCUACACGGGUCAGCUCAGGCUGGGCUGGGGCCAGAUUUGGGAGCUCACGGAGGCACUGUUUCAGUUCCAGCUGCGGGGGGCGCUCUCGCUGUGCAUCGACUUCCUGUGGGACAGAAUGGAUGAAAGCACCUGUCUGGACGUGCUGGUCCUGGCUGAGACCUACGGGCUGGUCCAGCUGGGGCAGGCUGCAGAGGAGUACAUCCUAGCCCACUUCCAGUGCAUCUCUGCGGGGGAGAAGUUCAAGGACGUCCCCUGUUCCUUCCUGGGCAAGUUGCUUCAAAAGGACUCCUUGUGUGUAGAGAGUGAGAUAGUGGUGUUCAGGGCAGUGGUGAGCUGGGUGGAGGACGACCCAAAAGAGAGACUCCCACUUCUGCCAGACCUGCUCCACCAUGUUCGUUUCCCACUCCUCAGAUACUCUGAGCUCCAGGAGGCGAUGAGCUGCGGCCUCCUCCGCAGGACCUCCUCAGCCAGAGGUACUCUGGAGUUACUCCGGAGUCUCCUGGAGGGGGAUUACAGAGGGCCUGAAUGCCGACCUCGCACCCCAAACCAGGUCCUGGUUCUGGUCUGUGGGGACACUGUCGACGAUGAAUUCAUGAAGAGAGUCCCCAGCCAGACCCUGUGGUUCGCUCAGCAGUUCCACCGUGGACCCGGUCGAAUUAGAAGCAUAGAGUGGAAGCCAUUCGCCAGGAUCCCUGAACCGGCCCGGUUCAGACACUGCGUCUGUCUCCUCAACAACAAACUGUAUGUCCUGGGAGGACGCAAGUACUACGGAGUGCUGGAUAUCCUCAAGUCUGCCUUCAGGCUUGACCUGUCUCAGUGUAAAUGGGAACGACUGCCUGACAUGCUGUGCCAAAGGGACUACUUUUCUGCUGUGUGUCUGGACGGUAAGGUCUUCGCUUUGGGUGGUAACCGUGACGACAGCGAAUACCUGGAUGCUGUGGAGUACUACACUCCUGAGGAAAACACCUGGAGACGGGCUCAGCCGCUGGACGCAGCUGUCUGCGGCCACGCUGCAGCCGUCCUGAACGGCCACAUCUACAUCUCCGGAGGCUGUGACCCCCGUCAGCGCUGCCUUGCCUCUAUGUGGCACUACCACCCUUCCCGCGGGUGUUCCACCAGAGCGCCGAUGACCGUGGGAGCGGGACGUGCGGGCCACGUCAUGCUAGCCUUGGGGAGGGGGUUGGUGGUAGCCGGGGGGCUGCAGCCGCUCUGGACGGGCUUCGGAGACCAACUCCUUUGUGAACUAUAUGACGCCACGCGUGACUCCUGGUCCUCCAUCCCCGCCCUGCCUCGACCUCAUCUGUCGCCAGGGGCAACCGUGCUUGACGGGCGGCUAUACGUGAUGGGAGGGUCUUCAGCAAACACAGCAAGGGAUACCAAGUGGGUGCAUCGCUACGACCCCGUGGAGCGGUGCUGGGAAAACCUGGGGGCUAUGCCACACCCGUACACAGAUCUGGCAGCUUGUUCCCUGCCCCUCCCUGACCUAUCUGAUGCCCAUUACUGUAGUGGUUCAAGAAAAUCCCAGUAA
Molecule: messenger RNA, 2319 nt
Organism: Chelmon rostratus (copperband butterflyfish)
Lineage: Eukaryota; Metazoa; Chordata; Actinopteri; Chaetodontiformes; Chaetodontidae
Product: kelch-like protein 33
Exons: 7
Molecular function (GO): protein binding
Source: RefSeq, a predicted model, not a curated record